AUGCCGCCAGCCAACGCGGACCUCACGACGACUUGGGCGUAUCUCGAGGAGGGCGUCGACCAUAUCAUGACCAAACUCCAGACGGGUGUAUCGUACUCCAAGUACAUGAGCCUCUACACCGUCUCCUACAACUACUGCACGUCGUCCAAGAUGCACGGUACAGGCGAUCAGCCAGGCGGCUUGGGCCAACGAACUGGAGCGAAUCUGAUGGGCUCGGAUCUGUACAACAACCUCAUCCGCUACUUCGUUAACCAUCUCAAAACGCUCAAGACGCAAUCGGACUCGUUGCAAGACGAAGCACUCCUCCGGUAUUACGCGACGGAAUGGGACCGAUACACGACAGGCGCAAACUACAUCAACCGUCUCUUCACAUAUCUCAACCGCCACUGGGUCAAGCGAGAACGAGACGAGGGUCGCAAGGGCGUCUAUCCCGUAUACACGCUCGCGCUUGUACAAUGGAAGUCCAACUUCUUCCUCCACGUGCAAAGCAAGAACCAGAAGCUUGCGGGUGCCAUCUUGAGGCUCAUUGAGCGGCAACGGAACGGCGAGACGAUUGACCAGGGUCUCGUGAAGAAGGUCGUCGACUCUUUCGUCUCGCUCGGUCUCGACGAGAGCGACAUCAACAAGGUCUCUUAUGAGGUCUACCGCGAGCACCUCGAGGCGCCGUUCCUCGACGCGACGGAGAAGUACUACCGCCAGGAAUCAGAGAAGUUCCUCGCGGAGAACAGCGUGGCUGACUACCUCAAGAAGGCCGAGGAGCGUCUACGCGAGGAGGAGGACCGCGUCGAGCGGUACAUGAACACGAACACGCGCAAAGCACUCAUCCAGAAGUGCGAGCACGUCCUCAUCCGCGAGCACGCGGAGCUCAUGUGGGAGAACUUCCAACAACUGCUCGACUACGACAAGGACGAGGACUUGCAGCGGAUGUACGCGCUCCUUUCGCGCAUCCCGGAAGGCCUCGAGCCCUUGCGCAAGAAGUUCGAGGAGCACGUCAAGCGCGCCGGCUUGGCGGCUGUCGGGAAGCUCGUGGGCGAGGGUACUCCAGGUGCAACGGCAGCCGAGGCCGACCCUAAGGCUUACGUCGACGCCCUGCUCGAGGUGCACCAGAAGAACUCUGAGACCGUCACGCGCAGCUUCCGUGGUGAGGCUGGCUUUGUUGCGAGUCUCGACAAGGCGUGCAGAGAGUUCGUCAACCGCAAUGCUGCGACCGGCACUUCGACGACCAAGUCUCCCGAGUUGCUUGCCAAGCAUGCUGAUGCGUUGCUCCGCAAGAACAACAAGAUGGCCGAGGAGGAGGACUUGGAGAGCGCGCUGAACAAAGUGAUGGUGCUCUUUAAGUACAUCGACGACAAGGACGUCUUCCAACAGUUCUACACGACGAAGCUGUCGAAGCGUCUCAUCCACGGUGUGUCGGCAUCCGACGAGGCCGAGGCGAGCAUGAUCUCCAAGCUCAAGGAGGCGUGCGGUUUCGAGUACACCAACAAGCUCCAGCGCAUGUUCACUGAUAUGAGCCUGAGCAAGGAUCUCACAGACAACUUCAAGGAGCGCAUGCAGCAGAACCACGACGACAUGGACAUCACGUUCAGCAUCAUGGUGCUCGGCACGAACUUCUGGCCGCUCAACCCGCCCACGCACGACUUCAUCAUCCCCCAGGACAUCCUCCCGACGUACACGCGCUUCUCGCAGUACUACCAGCAGAAGCACUCCGGGCGCAAGCUUACGUGGCUGUGGAACUACUCGAAGAACGAGCUGCGCACGAACUACCUCAACCAGAAGUACAUCCUCAUGACGAGCUCGUGGCAGAUGGCGGUGCUGCUGCAGUACAACAACAACGACACGCUCUCGCUCGACGAGCUCGUGAACGCGACCGCGAUCAGCAAGGAGAUCCUCAAGCAGGUGCUCGCUGUGCUCGUGAAGGCGAAGAUCCUGAUCAACGAGGAGACGGACCAGUACGACUUGAACCCGAACUUCAAGUCGAAGAAGAUCCGUAUCAACCUGAACACGCCGAUCAAGGCCGAGCAGAAGGCGGAGUCGACGGACGUGCUGAAGACGGUCGACGAGGACCGCAAGUAUGUCAUCCAGGCGUCGAUCGUGCGUAUCAUGAAGGCGCGCAAGACCAUGAAGAACCAGGCGCUUAUCCAAGAAGUCAUCACGCAAAUCUCGCAACGGUUCACCCCCAAGAUCCCCGACAUCAAGAAGGCCAUCGACCAUCUGCUCGAGAAGGAGUACAUCGAGCGUGUCGAGGGCACCCGGGACACCUUCGCCUACGUCGCCUGA
Trametes versicolor FP-101664 SS1 is the source of this 2277-nucleotide messenger RNA. RefSeq names its product Cullin-domain-containing protein. Gene Ontology annotation, cellular component: SCF ubiquitin ligase complex. Gene Ontology annotation, molecular function: ubiquitin protein ligase binding. The transcript has 9 exons. The record is from RefSeq and is a predicted model, not a curated record. NCBI's taxonomy places the organism in Eukaryota, Fungi, Basidiomycota, Agaricomycetes, Polyporales, Polyporaceae. The coding region runs from base 1 to 2277 and encodes 758 amino acids. Gene Ontology annotation, biological process: protein ubiquitination; SCF-dependent proteasomal ubiquitin-dependent protein catabolic process.